CCCAGCUCCAAAAACACGCGACGUCAGCUUGGGUCACACAACGAUGACAACUAGGAAAGUGCUGGUAUUGCAUGGGUAUGCACAAAGUGCCGCAAUCUUCAGCAAGAGGCUGGGCGCUCUGCGGAAAACGUGCAAGGGCGUAGACCUCGUCUUUUUGGACGCACCGCAUGUUCUGUCACCUGUAGAUCUUGCAGAGAGCUUCAAUGCGCCCGAGGAGCUCGGGACAUCCGAGACCGCGGAGAGCGAUCCUGCGUUGCAGCCUCGCGGGUGGUGGAGGAGCAGGACAAAUUUGGUCGGCAUCGAAGAUUCCCUUGUCUUGUUGCGCGACACAUUGCGAAAAGAUCACUAUGAUGGCGUGUUUGGUUUUAGCCAGGGAGCUGCCCUAGCUGCCAUGUUGGCCGCGCUGCUGGAGAAGCCACACGUGGUUCCCUAUUUCCUAGUCGACGGAAAAGCACCACAUGAGCCUUUGGAAUUCUGUAUCGUAGCCGCAGGAUUUAGGCCCCGUGGGGAGCUCGGUGACGCCAUUUUCCUACCGUCGUAUUCCACUCAAACUCUGCACAUCUUGGGACGGAACGACGUCAUUGUGGUCGAAGAGCGGUCGAAGACUCUACUGGAUGUCUCCGCUAACAAGCGCGUCGAAUGGCAUGAUGGUGGACACUUCGUGCCGUCAAAGGCGAAUUGGCGCAACUUCCUCCGUGACUACAUGAACGAUCCUGGCAUACAUAUACCGUCCCCUGGCGGUGCAGCGAUUUCGCAGCCCGCUUCUGGAGCGGCUACUCCAGCGGAGCCGUCGUACUAGGCUAGCUUCGGAGGCAACAUCGGAUCGAUGUAGUCGGGGAAGGAGCAGGAAGGAGCAGCUGAUUCCCCACAGUAGACGGCACGGCGGGGACCAAGUCUGGUAGUACCUUCUUGAAGCGUGAACUCUUAUUUUCACCCCGCAUCGAAGAUCAUCGUAGACAGCCCAGCUUAGAAGACAACUUGGCACAACCGUGCCUCGUGCUUUGAAACUUAACUUCUGCUUGAU
Messenger RNA from Phanerochaete carnosa HHB-10118-sp, 1024 nucleotides. RefSeq lists its product as uncharacterized. Lineage: Eukaryota; Fungi; Basidiomycota; Agaricomycetes; Polyporales; Phanerochaetaceae. The transcript is spliced from 9 exons. The record is from RefSeq and is a predicted model, not a curated record. Gene Ontology annotation, cellular component: nucleus; cytoplasm. Bases 44 to 799 code for a protein of 251 amino acids.